Penicillium cinerascens is the source of this 735-nucleotide messenger RNA. RefSeq names its product imidazoleglycerol-phosphate dehydratase HIS3 (gene his3). The coding region runs from base 1 to 735 and encodes 244 amino acids. Gene Ontology annotation, molecular function: imidazoleglycerol-phosphate dehydratase activity. NCBI's taxonomy places the organism in Eukaryota, Fungi, Ascomycota, Eurotiomycetes, Eurotiales, Aspergillaceae. The record is from RefSeq and is a predicted model, not a curated record. Gene Ontology annotation, biological process: L-histidine biosynthetic process. The transcript has 2 exons.
AUGGCUCUCACCGCACGCACCGCGACCAUAUCGCGGGUAACCAACGAGACCAAGAUCCAAGUCUCGCUCUCCUUAGACGGCGGCGUCCUCCCAGCCUACGAACCCACCACACACUUUUCCCCACCGAGCGAUCCCCAAGAUGCCGAAGCAGCCAAGAACGGCAUUGUACCUCCCAAAGAUGCCGGCCACGCAACACAAUUCACCCCUACGCAGCAGAUCACCGUGAGCACAGGAAUCGGGUUCCUGGACCACAUGCUGCACGCACUGGCAAAACACUCCGGCUGGAGUCUGGCAGUGCGGGCCAAGGGCGAUCUUUACAUCGACGACCACCACACAACAGAAGACACAUUCCUCGCCCUCGGCGCAGCCUUCACAAAAGCCCUCGGCGCCCGUCAAUCCCUCGCUCGCUUCGGCCGCGGCGACGCACCCCUCGACGAAGCCCUCUCCUGGGCCGUGAUUGACCUCUCCAGCCGGCCCUGGGCAGUCAUCAACCUCGGCUUCAAGCGCGAGAAGAUCGGCGAUCUGAGCACGGAGAUGAUCACGCACGGUCUGCAGAGCUUUGCGCAGGCUGCGGACGUGACUCUGCAUGUGGGCUGUACUUAUGGUGAUAACGACCACCACCGCGCGGAGAGCGCGUUCAAGGCUCUUGCUGUUGCGAUUCGGACUGCUUGCGCGCGCAGAGUUGCGGGGGAGGUCGGGGCCGGGGACAUCGUUAGUACCAAGGGUGUUCUGUAA